AUGUCAUUAUCAGAACUCACCGAGCAGCAACGAGCGACUAUCGGCGAUCGCGCGCGAGUAUGGGAAGUCCGACGCUUCUGCCAGGUGCUGCCAUCUGUCGUUAAAUACGUGCGUGGUUCGGACGCUGGCCUCACGAGCAGGCCAUUGGAGCCACACGGCAGAUACGUCAAGAAUGAACCAGACGGCGCGCUUGCUGCGUUGCUCCGUUGCGUCAUCCAUCAAACGGGCGCUGAUCUGGCCAUGGUCAGCUUGCUAGACGACCACACGCAAUACUUCAUCUCGGGGGCCAGUCGGGCCAACGCAGAUGAAGCCAAGGUCACCUUGGAAGACUCAACGCGAUGGUACGGAUGCGAGUCGGUAACUCAUCACGGUGGUCUGUGCGAGCGUACCAUCACGCGGCAGAAUGAGCCAGGCGGGAGCAUGGCACUCUACGAAGAGCUUGAUAUGGCUGAAUUGGAGAGAACCAAACAUCUCCCAUUUGUUCAGGGUGAUAUUGCCAAGUUCAGACAUUAUGCUGGUGUUCCUUUGAACCCCUAUGGAGGACCAAACAUUGGCACUGUCUUCACGUUCAGCUCAACGCCGUCGCAGGGUGGGCUCUCGGACGCCCACCGUUCGUACUUGUUUGAGACAGCGUCACACAUUAUUCGUCAUCUGGAACAAGCAGUAGAAGCACUGGAGGGUAAGCGUGUGCUCAAGUUCAACCAAGGUGUGGCUUCUCUACUCAAGAUGGGUACGAGCGCAGGACUGGCGGCUCAGCCUGCUCACAAGAAUCUUUCAUCAGGCGGCCAUACUGAACAUGAAGUUCUGGUGUCAAACCUCUAUCCCGCUGCAGCUCUGCAGCUGUACCAUCUUUCAGCUACAUUGCUCUACGAUACUUUCGAAUUUGACGGAGUUCGCAUCCAAGAGUUGGGCUCCUCGAGCAACAAGAACCCCAUCUGGAACGGCUCCAACGUGCUAGCCGAGCAUCUCGGACCAAAAGCGCACAGGCCUCAAGAACUAAGCCACAGUCUGACAAGCAGAUUGCUUGAAUUAUUUCCACAUGGGGCUGUGUUCCAAUUACUCAAUGACACUAGCGACAUCGUUGUUGCUACGAGCGCAGACGACGUCGCUUUAGUUGAAGAUACCCUCAUACUCAAGGAGCUUUCGAAAACCUUCCUGCGGGCUGAGCAGAUCGUCUUGAUGCCACUGUGGGAUGCGUUUCACGAACGUAAUAUCGGUGCGGUCCUCGGGUUCGCCGAGAAUCAGUCAAGAGUCUAUCUCGGCUCGACGGAUCUUGCUUCCAUUUCAGCAUUCUGCACCACGAUAAUGACGCAAGUGCGGCGUCUCGAAGCUCAAGCUAUAGACAAGAUUAAAUCAGACUUUCUCGGAUCGAUCUCACAUGAAAUGCGGACACCUCUUCAUGGCAUACUAUCAAGCCUUGAGCUUUUAGCGGACACACCACACAACGCACACCAACGCGACCUGCUGGAGACGGCAAGAUACAGCGGCUUGUCAUUGCUCGAUACUAUUGAGCGCGUUCUAUAUUUCAGCAACAUCAGUUCCGGGUCGCAAAGUGCACCUCUACCAAGAUCAGACUCAUCGAACGAUGGGCUUCUCCUUUCGUCAAGUCUUGCACCCCAUCAUUCGGCAGCUUCCUCGCAAGACAAGGAUACCGUAAAGCUGAUGGAUACUUGUGAGGACAUCAUUCACAGUGAAGUUCACAGGUAUCGCGUCAAAAAGGCUGUCCAGCCUGAUUCUUCGAUGCACAGUAAGUAA
Molecule: messenger RNA, 1755 nt
Organism: Alternaria triticimaculans
Lineage: Eukaryota; Fungi; Ascomycota; Dothideomycetes; Pleosporales; Pleosporaceae
Exons: 2
Coding region: 1-1755 (584 amino acids)
Biological process (GO): signal transduction
Molecular function (GO): phosphorelay sensor kinase activity
Source: RefSeq, a predicted model, not a curated record